AUGAUACAUGUAUGUCUUCAAAGUCAAGUCUGGAUUCUUCAGAUCAAUGUCAAAACCCAAGGCUUGUUUGUGAUAUCCAGCGCCCACCUCCACUCUCAACCGCUGCCUCCAUCGGUCCCGCCUCCACCUGUGGCCUCCGCACAAGUAUCUCCGCCCCUAGCCCCGCCUAUCCAGGCCCCGCCCCCGGUCUUGUCCCUCCCACACGAGAGAGAGCGUAGUCGCGAGUCCGGCAUCCAGGUUUGGCCUGCCUCAGCUCCUAGACCCACUUCCGCUCUUCUGGCCCCGCCUCCGGAGCCGAUCCUGGCCCCGCCUCCGAUCCUAGCCCCGCCUCCGCUUCUAGCCGCUCCUCCGCUCCUAGCCCCGCCUUCGUUCCUAGCAACACUUCCACUCCUAGCAACACUUCCACUCCUAGCCCCGCCUCCGCUUCUGGCCGCGCCUCUAUUUCUCCAAGCCACGCCUCCGCUUCUAGCCAUUCCUCCUCUCCUAGCCCUGUUUCCGCUCCUAGCCCCUCCCCCCUCCCCUAGCCCCGCCUCCAUCGCUAGCCACGCCUCCGCUUCCAGCCAUUCCUCCGCUCCUGGCCACGCCUCCUCUCCAAGCCACGCCUCCGCUCCUUGCAACACUUCCACUCUUAGCCCCGCUCCCGCUUCUGGCCACGCCUCCGCUUCAAGCAUUCCUCCUAUCCUAGCCCUGUUUCCGCUUUUAGCCACGCCCCACCUCCAUGCUAGCCACGCCCCCACUUCUAACCACGCCUCUUCUCAAGUCCCGCCCCCGCUCCUGGCCCCGCCCCGCCUCCGCGCCCGGGCUGUCCCCUCCGCUCUGUGGCACGCUGAGGCUCUGGUCACUCCUGGCCCGGGAGCCCUAGCCGUUGCGUCCCGUUCUUGCUGCGGCCCGAACCUCCCGCCCGCCGCCGAGCGGAGCCGCCCACGCAGCAGCCGAGCGUCCCAGAUGGCCGCCGCGGGCCGCCCUGGGACCGGGAGCCGGGCCGGGGCCGCGCCCUGCCUUCGCCGUGGAGCCGCGUCCGGGCUGCUGCGCCUCGUCCUCGGCCUGGCCUGCUGCGCGCCCGCGGGCGCCGUGCCCGAGCUCGGGCUGUGGACCGCGACGGUCGAUGAAAAUUCAGGACCAUUGGUAUUUAGGAAAACUAUGUUUAAUGCUACUGAGAUCAAGUUUUCUGUUAAGUCAUUCAGUUGUUCUGGGCCUGUGAAGUUCACCAUAGAGUGGUAUUUGAAGUACUAUGUCUGUCACAAUGACUUUUAUAACCUGGAAGAACAGUUACAACUGCAUCAGCUAACCAUAAGUGAAGAUUUUUGUAGUAGUUAUUUCAAGACUGUUGAGUGUUGGAAAAUGAAAAAUGAAAACUUAGAUUGCAACAGUGAUUUACAAGUGUUUCCUUCAUUGAAUAAUAAGGACCUAAUAAACAACAAAAAUGUUUCGAACAUGGAAGGAUCAACGGAUGUUGUAGCCAGAACACAGAGAGAUGGGUUUCAUAUCUUACUUGUUUCUAUAAAAACAGAUAAAUCAGAUGCAAGUUGGAGUUUGAACGUUUCUCUUUCUAUGAAGGGGCCUCAUGGCUAUAUCUCUGCAUCGGAUUGGCCUCUAAUGAUUUUUUACAUGGUGAUGUGCAUAGUUUAUAUUUUGUAUGGUGUACUCUGGCUGACGUGGUCUGCCUGUUACUGGAAAGAUAUACUAAGAAUACAGUUCUGGAUUGCAGCAGUUAUUUUCCUGGGAAUGCUUGAAAAAGCCGUUUUUUAUAGUGAAUACCAAAACCUCAACAGCACAGGGCUAUCAACCCAAAGUCUCCUGAUAUUUGCGGAGUUGAUAUCAGCUGUGAAAAGGACUUUGGCCCGUCUGCUGGUGAUCAUUGUGAGUCUGGGCUACGGUAUUGUGAAGCCCCGUCUAGGCACAGUCAUGCACCGAGUAAUUGGCCUGGGGAUUCUUUACCUCAUCUUUGCAGCUAUUGAAGGCGUGAUGAGAGUCAUUGGGGAUGCUAACCAUUUAGUUGUUAUUUGGGGUGACAUCCUUUUAGCACUGACCGACUCCAUAUUUGUGUGGUUCAUUUUUAUAAGUUUGGCCCAAACUAUGAAGACUCUCAGACUAAGAAAGAACACAGUGAAAUUUUCUUUAUACAGGCACUUUACAAAUACUCUGAUUUUUGCUGUACUCGCUUCUGUAGUAUUUAUGGUGUGGACCACUAAGACAUUUAGAAUUGCAAAAUGUCGAUCGAACUGGAUGGAACGCUGGGUUGAUGAUGCAUUUUGGAGUUUCCUAUUUUCACUUAUCCUUAUUGUAAUAAUGUUUUUGUGGAGACCAUCAGCAAAUAAUCAGAGAUAUGCCUUUAUGCCCUUAAUAGAUGAUUCUGAUGAUGAAGUCGAAGAAUUCAUGGUGACCUCAAAGACCUUAGCUGAAGGAAUAAAAUUAAGAGUGUCAAAAACGGUUUCCAAUGGAACAGCUAAACCUACUACUGAUAAUUUUGAUGAAGAUUUGAAGUGGGUCGAAGAAAAUAUUCCCUCUUCGUUCACAGACGUAGCUCUUCCAGUGUUGGUGGAUUCAGAUGAGGAAAUCAUGACCAGAUCUGAAAUGGCAGAAAAAAUGUUCUCUUCAGAGAAGAUAAUGUGAUUUGGAUUCAUAUCAGUGAAACCUCACUAAUGGUGAAGAACAUCUUAGAACUAAAAGAGAGCCUUGGUUCUGUAUUGUGAAACAAGUUUUUACUGCAUUAUUUUGGAAAUGUAUGUAUUGUAUUAAAGUCAAGAUUCAGGUAGUGGGUGGAUUCUAAAAACCUUUUAAAGCUAAUUCUUGAAUGUCUGGUUUCCACCCACUAAAUCACCUGAACCUGGAACGAAUCUGAGAAAAGUAUUAUGGUAGACACAUGUCAGGAUGCUCUCACUGGUGGAUUGCAGCAUGUGGAUUUGGAUUUUUUUUCUUCUGGAAAAUACAGCUAAUCCAGUUAGAAUUUUUUUUACGUAAUCCUCCUACUCUUUGUCCACAGACCUUUGAGGUAGAUGGUGUGGUUCUUGAGAGGUGCGUUAGAGUGUUGUCUCUAAUUACUAGC
Molecule: messenger RNA, 3046 nt
Organism: Suncus etruscus (white-toothed pygmy shrew)
Lineage: Eukaryota; Metazoa; Chordata; Mammalia; Eulipotyphla; Soricidae
Gene: TMEM87B
Product: transmembrane protein 87B
Biological process (GO): retrograde transport, endosome to Golgi
Cellular component (GO): membrane; Golgi apparatus
Source: RefSeq, a predicted model, not a curated record